Molecule: messenger RNA, 396 nt
Organism: Humulus lupulus (European hop)
Lineage: Eukaryota; Viridiplantae; Streptophyta; Magnoliopsida; Rosales; Cannabaceae
Exons: 6
Coding region: 1-396 (131 amino acids)
Cellular component (GO): VCP-NPL4-UFD1 AAA ATPase complex
Molecular function (GO): polyubiquitin modification-dependent protein binding
Source: RefSeq, a predicted model, not a curated record
AUGAAUUUUUAUGGAUAUGGGUAUCAUGGAACCUCAUUUGAGCAGACACAUCGAUGUUACCCUUCAUCCUUUAUCGAUAAGCCACAGCUUAAGAGUGGGGAUAAAAUUAUAAUGCCUCCCUCGGCCCUUGACCGUCUCACAUCUCUACAUAUAGAUUAUCCGAUGUUGUUUGAGCUUCGGAAUGACCCUGCAGAGAGGGUCUCUCACUGUGGGGUGUUAGAGUUCGUAGCAGAGGAAGGCACGAUCUAUAUGCCUUAUUGGAUGAUGGAAAAUAUGCUCUUACAAGAGGGAGACUUUGUGCGUGUGAAGAAUAUGACUCUUCCGAAGGGGACAUAUGUUAAAUUGCAACCCCAUACUAAGGAAUUUUUGUACAUUUCAAUCCCAAAAACUAUGUGA